Drosophila subpulchrella is the source of this 2584-nucleotide messenger RNA. RefSeq names its product peroxidase. Gene Ontology annotation, molecular function: peroxidase activity; heme binding. Lineage: Eukaryota; Metazoa; Arthropoda; Insecta; Diptera; Drosophilidae. The transcript has 9 exons. Gene Ontology annotation, biological process: response to oxidative stress. The record is from RefSeq and is a predicted model, not a curated record. The coding region runs from base 382 to 2454 and encodes 690 amino acids.
GCCUUGCCACAGUUAACCAACCGAUCCUAACCAUAGCAUAUAUCCCAUAGUUAAUCGACAACGGAUUAGCGCUAAGCCCUCUAUUUUGUGGGCAGGUGCAAAGCUAAGCUAAUUAAACGGUGAACUGCUGUAUUCACGUCAAUAGUAAUCGCGAAAACCAACAUAAUUCAAAGCAAUUUGCUCACCUCAGCGUGGAAUUCGCGAUUGCGCACUCGAAAUUGGUGGAUUGUAAAUACGGUGUUUAAGUACCGCCAGGGAAUACGAAUACCCCUCCGGCCCCUUCACCAAAAACUUUACAAAUAAAAGUGAAAGAACCACAUUGUAUUCGCAAACAAACUGUUGAUUAAUCGACGGGAGAAAGGAUACUCGCUUGAAGCCACCAUGUUUAGGGCACAAGAUCUUUUGCUCUUGGCCCUUUUGGGAUUCGUCCCAAGUGCACUUGGGCUAAAAGUUUCCUCUGGCUAUCAUAUAGUCCACAAUCCUCAACCAUCUUUUCAACACAACUAUCAUGGAUUUAGUUACCUUCAAGGCUCAGCUCCAUAUGUGAUUGGGAAUAGCCUGCCCACUUCUCCGGCUGCCCUGAAUCCAUUUUCAUCGCCGGCAAGUGCUCCGGUAUCAGCUUAUGGCUACAGUUUUCCCACUGCCGGUCAGGUGGCAUGUGCUGCUCCUCCGGCAAUUUGCGAGAAGACUGCUUACCGCACUUUGGACGGUUCCUGCAAUCACUUGGAACGUCCUGGCUUGGGAGUGGCCAACUCCAGGUAUGGUCGUCUGGUGACACCCAAAUACGCCGAUGGUAUAUCGGCACCCACUAGGUCGGUGACAGGAGACGAACUGCCCAGUGCUCGCCUGGUUUCCUUGGUGGCUUUUGGAGAACAGGAUGUGCCCGAUCCAGAGUUUACGCUGCAUAACAUGCAGUGGGGUCAGAUCAUGACCCACGAUAUGAGCAUGCAGGCAGGAGGAACUCAGUCGAAGAAGCAUCCCACUCGUUGCUGCACCGACGAUGGACGUCUGAUUGGCCUGGACACCGCCCACAAGACCUGUUUCGCCAUCAUUGUGCCUCCCCACGAUCCGGCCUACUCCCAGGUGGGCACCGAGUGCCUCAAUUUUGUGCGCACCCUAACGGAUCGGGACUCGAAUUGCCAGUACCGCGGCGGUCCGGCGGAGCAGAUAACAGUGGUUACCUCGUACCUGGAUCUCUCACUGGUCUACGGCAAUUCCAUUCAGCAAAACAGCGAUAUUCGUGAGUUCCAAGGCGGUCGGAUGAUCGUGGAGGAGCGCAACGGGGCCAAGUGGCUGCCACUUUCCCGGAAUGUCACCGGCGAUUGUGAUGCCGUGGAUGCCAGCGAAGUGUGCUACCGAUCCGGAGAUGUGAGGGUCAACCAGAAUCCGGGACUGGCCAUUCUGCAGACGAUCCUGCUGCGGGAGCACAACCGCAUUGCAGAUGGUUUGUCGGCCCUGAAUCCGCACUAUGACGAUCGCACGCUGUUCCAGGAGGCUCGCAAGAUCAAUAUUGCCCAGUAUCAGCAGAUCAGCUACUACGAAUGGCUUCCCAUCUUCCUGGGCGGCGAGAACAUGCUUAAGAACCGACUUAUCUACAAGGCUCCGUCUGGCAACUAUAUCAACGACUUCGAUCAUAACAUCGAUCCAUCGGUGCUGAAUGAACAUGCCACGGCCGCUUUCAGAUACUUCCACUCGCAGAUUGAAGGUCGUUUGGACCUUCUGUCCGAGCUGCGACAAGUUUUGGGAUCCCUGACCCUCAGCGACUGGUUCAACCGCCCCGGCAUUAUCGAGGUGGGAGACAACUUUGACUCGCUGACCAGAGGACAUGCCACACAGCCCGAGGAACUGACGGAUAUCAACUUUGACAGACAGAUUAAGCACUUCCUGUUCAGAAGAAACAUGCCUUUCGGUUCGGAUCUGCGAUCCCUGGACAUUCAGCGCAAUCGCGAUCAUGGUUUGGCCUCCUACAAUGAUAUGAGGGAGUUCUGCGGACUGAAACGUGCCCACUCGUGGGAGGAAUUCGGUGACCUGAUCAGUCCCCAGAUUCUGGAAAAUCUAAAGUCCCUAUACGUGAGUCACGAAGACGUGGAUUUGACUGUGGGAGCCUCGUUGGAGGCCCAUGUGGCCGGCGCUUUGGCUGGACCCACCUUCCUCUGCAUCCUCACCGAACAGUUCUACAGAACGCGAGUGGGCGAUCGGUUCUUCUUCGAAAACGGAGACAAGCUCACUGGAUUCACUCCUGAACAACUUGAAGAGCUGCGUAAGGCAAGUAUGGCCCGUUUGCUAUGUGACAAUGGCAACCACAUUUCAUCUAUGCAGCCUGAGGCUUUCAGAACUGUUUCCCAUUCGAAUCCCAUCAUGCCGUGCUCGAAUAUUCCAGUAGUCGACCUCACCAAGUGGAUUGAUCAAAAGCCAUAUGCCGCGGCAGAUCCGUCUCAUUACGGAAAGAAGUGAUCCCUAGCGAUCUAUUAUUAACUAGUUAAAUACAAAUACCUUUAGCUUAAUCAGUAACAUAAAUGUAAAUGCAAUUCCCACUCCCCCUUGUAUGAUAAUUCCCCAAACUGAUGUACAGAAAUAAAGCCCU